AUGUGCAGAGACAGGAGUGCAGAGUCUGGGUGUCACUGUGAAGAGACGGCAGACAUGCAUGGGGCAACCACUCUCAGUGCCUGCGCUGGUAAGGAGGACACGGGAGAUAAGGAGGAGGAGGGGGGGGUGCUUCUGGAACAGGAGCAGCACCAGCAGCUACAGUGCCUAUCUGUGUGUGCAGUUUGCAGUGACGCAGGGUGGGUGGAACAGGUUGAGCGAAAGGGGCACAGAGGAGCAGUCGUACAGGAGAAAAAGGAUGCCCAGGGCGAUGGGGAAGGGCGACGUGAGGCGAUGGAGGAAAAGGCGGACCAAGCCGGCAGCACUACUGGAAGCAGUGGCAGAUGGGGCAGCAGCGGCAGCAGUGGCAGCAGUGGCAGCAGCGGUGCGAGGGAGGGAGUAGAUGUGCAGCCAGUAGCAUCUCAGCUGGAAUCUCCUGCGCCGCCUCCCUCAGUCCAUGUGGUGCUGAUAUCCGCACGCCCCAUCGUGCGCCGGUUCCACGUGGCCAUCAACCACUCGCGUGUGGCCGCCUUCUCCCUCUGGCGCCCCACGUCUCUUCAGAACCGUGCACUGCUUCCGCUGGUGCCCAUGCGGCACCUCUCGCUUUCAACCAAUUCCACCGCUCUCCACCACCUCACAUGGAAAGCCGGCUUGCCAGUGCAGCAGCAGCAGCCUGGAAAGAGCUUUGAUGCUAGCCAUACAGUUCCGGCAAGCAGUAGUGCUAAUGGCAUGGAGGGUGUCAGCCGUUUUAAGCUUCGCCCCACUGCCCUGCUUGUGCUCCACAUGCGGGAGGGAGUUGCGGGAAACCCAGGAGGCCAGGAUGAUGGAAAUUCCGGGAGGCCGCUUGUGACUGUGAGAGGGGAUGUGAGCCUUGAAGAUGGCGAUGCCCAUGAGAAGGAAAGCUCUGACGGGGGAGUCGAAUUGAGCUUGAAAAAGGUUGUCGAUUCUAUGCCUCCGUACGCGAGCAUGUUUUCUAAGAGCUCCUUUCCGUUCCCCUUCGCAUUCGUGCAUAGCUUUCUUGGUGCGUUGGAACUCGCAGGACGCAACGGAAAUUUGUCAUCAGACGGUGCUCCCUGUCCCCGAGUAGCUCCAGGUCUCUCCUUCUCACGUAUCAUUUUGCACGAGGUUGACUCGGCCAUGGCUGCUGGAAACUCGUUAGUGACUCCUGUGCUGGAGAAGUUUGCGAAGCUGAAGGACGCGGAAGGGGAGUAUCUCACCGUUAACUUCCUCGACAUUUGUCGUCUGAUCCUGCCCAUCGUAGAUAAAUUCGGGACUGCAAUGUCUAUCAUAAAGACCGACAUUAAUGGAAACAUCUCGCGGUUGCAAAAGGCCUACGAUGGUGACAAGGAGAGCUACAUCAGGUUAUACGAGUUGGUCCGGAAGGAGGUCGCCACAGGCAAGCCCUUGGACCCAAACGGGAAUACAAGUGGACUUUUUUGGCUCACACGUGCUCUUGAUUUUGUGAUACACAUGGUGGAUGGGUUGGAGCAACAUACGGACUGGACGGUGUCUCACGCUGCCACUGUUGCAUACGAGACACGGCUAAAGAAGUAUCAUGGCUGGAUAACUCAGCAGGCUUUCGCAGUUGUGCUGAAGUUCUGCCCGGAGCGUUCAUACUUUUAUAAACAACUGGGUGAUGACAGUGUACAUGGGGAGCUUCAGGAGCUAGUAGCCAAGUUCGAGCCCAUCUGCAAAGAGCUAGACGAGUUUCUGGCAGCAAAUGGAGCAGGCUCUCUUGUGGCAAAAUAA
Messenger RNA from Closterium sp. Yama58-4, 1746 nucleotides. Lineage: Eukaryota; Viridiplantae; Streptophyta; Zygnematophyceae; Desmidiales; Closteriaceae. The record is from the annotation of a GenBank genome assembly.